Molecule: messenger RNA, 813 nt
Organism: Colletotrichum fioriniae
Lineage: Eukaryota; Fungi; Ascomycota; Sordariomycetes; Glomerellales; Glomerellaceae
Gene: CAP1
Product: F-actin-capping protein subunit alpha
Biological process (GO): actin cytoskeleton organization; barbed-end actin filament capping
Cellular component (GO): actin cortical patch; F-actin capping protein complex
Molecular function (GO): actin filament binding
Source: RefSeq, a predicted model, not a curated record
AUGUCCCAAGUCGAGACCGUGUCCUCCUUUGUGGAGGGCGCUCCCCCAGGCGAGCUCGCAGAUGUUAUUGCAGAUAUCAAGUCUCUCACCGUAUCCGACCCUGAGAUCGUCUCCAGCCUCGAGCCGGCGUUUGAAAAGUACAACGAGGAGCAGUUCGUCACGGUGAAGCUGCCGGGCGGGAGCCAGCAGGUCAUUGUCAGCGCCCACAGCUCGCUCGGCGACGGCCAGUACUUUGACGUGGAGAGCUCCACGAGCUUCUCCUUUGACCACACCACACAGAAGGCGAGCAACGUGCAGAGCUACGUUUUGGAAAGUGCCAACUCGGACUUGAUCAAGUCGACGUUGAAGAGCCUCGGCCCCUACGUCCAGGAACACUUCCCCAACGCAGCCUACGGCGUCUACCCGACCGAGAACGAUUCCAAGGUGGCAGUCAUAAUUGUCUCGAACAAGUACUCUCCCAACAACUUCUGGAACGGCCGCUGGCGAUCCGUCUACAUCUUUGACCCCUCCUCCGAGGCCCUCGAGGGCUCCGUCAAGGUCGACGUGCACUACUACGAAGACGGCAACGUCCGGCUGCUCACGAGCCGGCCCAGCCAAGCGUCCGUCUCGUCGGGCACGGGCGCGGGCAUCGUCAAGGAGAUUGCGGCGUCGGAGAAGAAGUACCAGGAGGAGCUCAACAGGGGGUUCACGAGCCUGAGCGAGGGCGCGUUCAAGGGCCUGCGACGACAGCUGCCCGUGACGAGGCAGAAGAUUGAGUGGGACAAGAUUACCUCGUACAGGCUGGGCCAGGAUAUUGGCGGUGGCCGGAAAUAG